GGCUCCAACAACACAGAUGCCAGGCUUAGCGAUGCUGCCAGGGGAAGAAUAGCAACCAUUAGGAGCAGACAAAUAAAUAUUCAGUCUCAGCUGCCUUCCUGUGAGCAUCACAACCUGCAGCACAAAAGAGAUCAUGGCAGAUCCUUCAGUGUUGGAUCACCUGACACGACUGAAACUCAAACUCCUAGAAAAGAGACUAGAAAAUGAACAGGAGAACCUAGAGAAGAUGGAGAUGUCUCUCCCAGCAGCAAGGAACAGACCUCAGGACAUGCUCCAAAGUGCCCUGAUGAAAAGGAAAGAUCUGCUGCAGGAGCUUAGGGAGCAACACCUUCUGGAAGAGCUUUCACAGCCACUUUCACCAGCUGGGGGACACUGCCAUGACCACAGAGCUGCCCUCCCACAAGUCUACCAGAUCCCUUUUCCAGCUUCCCAAGUGGAGCCACCAAGGAUUAUCCAGCAGGCAAUGCCAACUCAACCUGCCACCAUCAUCCAGCAGUUGCCCCAGCCAUCCCCUCUGGUCACGCAGGUUCUGCCAGCCCAGCCCUCUGCAGCCCCUGGCCCUGGGAGCAUUAAAGAAGAUAUGGUGGAGAUGAUGCUGAUCCAGAAUGCUCAGAUGCACCAGAUCAUGAUGCAAAACAUGAUGCUGAAGGCUCUGCCACCAACGGUGCUCACACAGCUUGGGGGAGCCAGCUCUGCCCUGCCCCAGCACACGCAGCAGGACCUGCAGCUCGCUGCUCCCCUGGCCAUGAAAGCAGACAGGCCCAAGCCACCUGUGGUGCACCACCACCACCAUUACCCUCCCACAGAGGUGUUCCCAGUGACCCCCAGAGGUUUCCUGUCCACAUCCCCUGCACAGCACUGGACUGCAAGCUCUGCCCAGCCUAUGUGGCCUACAUACUGACAGUACAGGAUCCUCUGCAAGUGGACCAUAGCCUUUCUAAAAACAAUAAAAUCCUGAUGUUCUUCCUCA
Poecile atricapillus (Black-capped chickadee) is the source of this 970-nucleotide messenger RNA. It is a transcript of the gene C5H21orf58, whose product is annotated as chromosome 5 C21orf58 homolog. The record is from RefSeq and is a predicted model, not a curated record. The transcript has 9 exons. Bases 134 to 901 code for a protein of 255 amino acids. NCBI's taxonomy places the organism in Eukaryota, Metazoa, Chordata, Aves, Passeriformes, Paridae.